AUGAACAGAGAGCUGUGGAACAUGCUGGAGCUGCCAGCGAUGGUGCUCGCGCCCAUGGUGGACGCUAGCGAGCUGGCCUGGCGCCUCUUGGCUAGGAGGCACGGCGCCACCAUCGCCUACUCGCCCAUGCUGCACGCAGCCGUCUUCAUCAGCGACCAACGGUACAGAAAGGAAUGUUUGCAGACUUGUCCUGAAGACCGCCCGCUCGUCAUUCAGUUCUGUGGUAACAGUGCCCAUUUUCUCUCAGAGGCUGCUAAGAUGGUUCAAGAUUGCUGUGAUGCCAUCGACUUGAACCUGGGCUGUCCUCAAGCCAUCGCUAAAAGAGGGCACUAUGGAGCAUUCCUUCAAGAAGAAUGGGCGCUCCUUACUGACAUAGUGAGUAAGUUGUCCAGAGAGCUGAAAGUACCAAUAUCCUGCAAAGUGCGGAUUUUUGAAAGUAUUGAGAAAACUGUCGAGUAUGCAAGGAUGUUGGAACGGGCAGGCUGCAGCUUGCUCACUGUGCAUGGUAGGACCAGAGAGCAGAAAGGUCCUCUCACAGGCCUCGCCAACUGGGCCCAUAUCAAGGCUGUCAAAGAAAGUGUUAGAAUCCCAGUGUUUGGUAAUGGUAAUAUACAAUGUCUGGAAGAUGCCAAAAGGAUGCUUGAAGAAACUGGUGUAGAUGGAGUUAUGAGUGCUGAAGGCCAUUUAACUAAUCCAUGCAUCUUCGAAGGACAGGCAGUUCCUGCAUGGAUCCCCGCUCUCGAGUACUUGGAUUUGGUUGAUUUUUAUCCUUGUCCGAACUCUUAUGUCAGAGGACAUCUUUUCAAGUUGUUUCACAAACUCUUUAGUCUUCAAGAAAAUUUUGGAAUAAGAGAGGAAAUUGCUAAGGGCUCCUCAGUUGAAGAGUUUAGGAAUGCUGUUCUCAAAUUGCAAGAUUCUUAUCUUCCUAUUCAUGAAGGACAACAGCCUUGGAAUGAAACAUAUUCAAGUUAUGAUUUGUAUUUGCCACCUUGGAUUUGCCAGCCAUAUGUGAGGAUGCCUCCUGACGAACAUAUCAAGAAAAUGGCUGAAAAAGAAAAGGAGAACUUAAGAGAAAAUGAUAAGAAAAUGUUUGAUUCCUCUGGAGAAAUGAGGGUUCUAUCAAAGAAGAAAUUAAAAAGGCUAGCGAGAGGACUCUCGAUAACUCCAAAGCCUCCAAAGGAGGUUGUGAAUUGCUCUACCUGUCGUAAUCCUGUUGGUCUCAAGUGCCUGCAUUUCAUGUGCAAGGUGUGCUGUAAAAAGAAAUGCUACACUGAAAAUCUUGACUGUCCAGGUCAUAAUCUCCUUAUUAAAUCAAACAGAGAAAGGGCUAGAAGAUUGGGAUGGAAGAAACCUAAAGUAUCUCAUCCUGAAUCAUAA
Molecule: messenger RNA, 1377 nt
Organism: Nezara viridula (southern green stink bug)
Lineage: Eukaryota; Metazoa; Arthropoda; Insecta; Hemiptera; Pentatomidae
Source: the annotation of a GenBank genome assembly